Cotesia glomerata is the source of this 2051-nucleotide messenger RNA. RefSeq names its product glycerol-3-phosphate dehydrogenase [NAD(+)], cytoplasmic-like (gene Gpdh1). Gene Ontology annotation, biological process: carbohydrate metabolic process; glycerol-3-phosphate catabolic process. The transcript has 8 exons. The record is from RefSeq and is a predicted model, not a curated record. Gene Ontology annotation, cellular component: glycerol-3-phosphate dehydrogenase (FAD) complex; cytosol. Gene Ontology annotation, molecular function: glycerol-3-phosphate dehydrogenase [NAD(P)+] activity; protein homodimerization activity; NAD binding. The coding region runs from base 225 to 1289 and encodes 354 amino acids. NCBI's taxonomy places the organism in Eukaryota, Metazoa, Arthropoda, Insecta, Hymenoptera, Braconidae.
UGACUGCUAUCUGGUUUUUUCUGUAUUCUCUGCUUUUCCAGUUAUUCGUCUGGUCUGAUCGUCUGUAGUUUGCCCCACCAGACUUGCCAGUUUACCAUCAAUAAUUAUAAUUACAACUACAGUUAUAAAUAAAUAAUUUAAAUUCUCAUAAUAAUAAUUGUUUCAUUAUUUUUAGACACCGGACACUUUUUAAAUUUAUUAAAUUAAUAAAACAAUUGUCAAUAAUGGCUAAACAACGUGUUUGUAUUAUUGGAUCUGGUAAUUGGGGAUCGGCAAUUGCCAAGAUUAUUGGAGCGAAUGCCCAAAGGUUGGAAAAUUUUGAAGAUCGCGUGACGAUGUAUGUUUAUGAAGAGAUGAUUGACGGUCGGAAAUUAACGGAGAUAAUAAAUGAAGAGCAUGAGAAUGUCAAAUAUCUACCGGGUCAUAAGAUACCAGAGAAUGUGGUUGCUGUACCAGAUGUUGUCGAAGCAGCAGCAGAUGCGGACAUUCUUGUAUUUGUAGUUCCUCACCAGUUCAUACGAAGAAUAUGCAGCACUUUGCUUGGAAAAAUAAAGCCAACCGCUUGUGGAUUAUCGCUUAUCAAAGGCUUUGACCAAAAGGAAGGUGGUGGAAUAGAUUUAAUCUCACAGAUAAUCGCCACUGAAUUAAACAUUCCUAUGGCUGUGUUGAUGGGCGCUAAUUUAGCAUCCGAAGUCGCUGAUGAAAUGUUUUGUGAAACUACUAUUGGUUGUAAGGAUAAUGCAAUGGGCGUUAUUUUACGUGACAUGAUUCAGACCCCGUUUUUCCGCGUUGUUGUUGUUGAUGACGUUAAUUCUGUCGAGUGUUGCGGUGCACUUAAGAAUAUUGUUGCGUGUGGAGCUGGCUUUGUUGAUGGUUUAGGUCUAGGAGAUAAUACGAAAGCUGCUGUUAUACGUUUAGGAUUAAUGGAAAUGAUUAAAUUUGUGGAUGUUUUUUAUCCUGGCGGUAAAUUAAGUACGUUCUUUGAGAGUUGCGGAGUAGCUGAUUUAAUUACAACCUGCUACGGUGGACGUAAUCGUAAAGUUUCCGAGGCUUUUGUUAAGAUUGGCAAGUCGAUUGCUGAAUUGGAGCAAGAAAUGUUGAAUGGACAAAAACUUCAAGGACCAAUUACUGCUGAAGAAGUAAACUACAUGCUGAAAGCCAAAGACAUGGAAGUCAGGUUUCCAUUAUUCACUGCGAUCCACCGAAUUUGUGUCGGUGAAUUGCAGGCUACUGAUCUCAUCGACUGUAUUCGCAGCCAUCCAGAACACAUGAGUCAUGGAGUAUCGUAACACUUUCUUUCAAUUGGUUGUGGACGCUUGAGGAUUUCUUACUCUUUUUUUCUUCAAUCGGACCUUUUAUUUAAUUAACAAUUUUUGUUUUAGAUUUAAUGCUUAUGUAAAUAUGAAAAAAUUAUCUUGGAAUUUUAAAUUACAGAAAGUGCAUCGCAGUUGUAGAUAAAAUUCCCUAUUUUUUUAUAUUUUUUCAAAUGAUGCACUUUUAUUUUAAAUUUAAUUUUAAAUUGAUUAUUUAUUCGACUUAUAUUUGUUUUGAUGAUCCUGCUUGGAUUUACAAUUACAAAAAAUUUUCUCAGCAUUUACAGUCAGUAAAUGAAAUUCAUUUUUUAAUUUACCAGCUGAAAGUAUAAGAUUUAAUUGAAAAAAAAUCAUGGAGGAAAUUUUUUUAAUUAAAACGGUAGAACAUAUUUUGAGUCACUGCAUUUUAAAAAUUCAAUUAGUUGAUUUCGUAAAUACUAGAACCAAAAAUAAUUCACCAAAUAAAUUAAUUAAAACUGAUAAAUAUAUACUUAGUAUUUUAGAAAUGCUAUUUUUUUUUAAUUAAAAAAAAACUAAUUUUACUUAGAUAUAUUUUUUUUUGUUGAAUUUGUAAUGAUUAGCUAGAGUAAUAGGGUAUAGAAUUAAAUCCAAAGAUAAAAUAUAUCAACAUAAUGAAAAUCAGAAUGUUUGAAUUUUGGAUGUGAUAUAAAAAUUGUUAUCAAUCUGAAUUGUAUCAGUACGGAUUAAAUAUAUAUUUAAAUUUUAUUGUCUGUUAAA